Molecule: messenger RNA, 14208 nt
Organism: Pelobates cultripes (western spadefoot toad)
Lineage: Eukaryota; Metazoa; Chordata; Amphibia; Anura; Pelobatidae
Source: the annotation of a GenBank genome assembly
AUGGGGGACCAAUGGAUCUGGAUUGUGUUGCUGGGUCUCCAUUUCCUACAUGAGGCUGUGUCUAUGUCUACCUGUAAGACUGUGGAUAUGGAGAAGGUAAAGAAAAGAAGAAUUGAAGCCAUCAGGGGGCAAAUCUUAAGCAAACUAAAGCUGACCAAAGCCCCCGAGGUGGAAAGCGAGGACAUGACAGUUCCAGAUGAAAUCUUCUCCAUUUACAACAGCACGGUGGAGACAAUCAGGGAAAAUGCAGAAAAAGAAGAUCGAUUAGGGCACAUUCACAGUGAGGAGGAAUAUUAUGGAAAAGAAGUGCAAAAGAUACCGAUGCACAUCAAUAGAAAUGGUAAAUGACCAAAUACCUUCUAUGUCAGGGGUAGGCAACCUUCGGCACUACAGAUGUCAAAGCAUUAUGGGAGAUGUAGUCCACAGCAUCUGGAGUGGCGAAGGUUGCCUACCCCUGUUCUAUGUCGCAAUGCCUUACGAUACAAUAAUAACAUCAGCAGCUAUGUUUUCAAUUCGGCUGUUUUGACCUAACAUUUGAAAUUCACUUUUAAUUCCUAAAUUUGGUGAAAGACCUUUUCACGUUAUAGAUUCAAAUACCCUUAAUAAUAAAAGAACAAGUACAUAUUAUACGAACGAUAGCUGGAAUCCCACAUAUUUUUCAUACUUGAUGGGUUUUCCAGGUGUACGCAAUCUAAAUAUUUCUAUUUUGCUGCCAACUCUUGAUUGGUGCAGAGAAAUUCUUUAGUGAUUGUACGGACUGCGGCAGGACACGGGCUAAAUGUAUACAUAUUGCGCUCAUUUGCCUGCCGCCAGCACCUUGGCGCAAUCAUUCAUAAUAUUUUCAGGAUUUUAGACUUAUUAAAGAUCAGUUAAGCCAAAUGGACAUUUCAUAACAUUCAGGGUUUACAUUUCAGCUUUUCUUUUUCUAAUAAUUAUUUAAGAGGAUUUAAAUCUACCACCUCUGCUGGAAGGCCAUAGCGGUUUGUUUUUAUGAGACGGCACAGGUUAAACACUGUGUGUCAGUGGGUGCCAGGCUCUUCACACAGGGUGUGUGUCUUAUAAUUAUGGGCCUCAAUGUCUGUGUUUGUGUUUUGGGAUCUAGAUUUUGGGAGAGGAAGAGACUGGUGCCAGAAAUAGGAUGCAUGGCAAUAAAGGAGGAAGAAGGGUCAGACCAAAAUACAAUCUAUUCAGAGCUACUCAGAGGGAAAUUCCCCGGGGAGGGACAGGCACAGGGGGUGUUCAGGGCAAAAAAAGAAAAUAAUUCUUAAAGCUGCAGUAGGAAUAUGAUCUAGUGAUGUGGAGAUUGCAUCACUUAAAUCUAGAUUCAUUGCUGUUACAGGACCCUCUCCCCUAUACCCCUACUCCCUCCACUCCAUUAACUACCCCUAUCCCCUCCACUCCAUUAACUACCCCCGCCCCUCCUCCCUUUUAACUACCCUGCCCCUCUACUCCAUUAACUACCACUGCCCCCUCUUUUCUUUAACACCUCUGCUCCUCCACUUCAUUAACUACCCCUGUCCACUCCACUCCAUUAGCUCCCCCACCCCUCUACUCCAUUAACUACCACUGCCCCCUCCUUCCUUUUAACCCCCUGCUCCUCCACUCCAUUAGCUACCCCUGUCCACUCCACUUCAUUAGCUACCCCUGUCCACUCCACUCCAUUAACUAUCCCUGUUCUUUUUUUUACCCUUUAACUACCUCUGUCCACUCUGCACUACCCCUUCCCCUUCAUUAACUACCACUGCGCCCUCAGCUCCAUUGACUACCCCUGCUGCUUCCUCCCCUUUAAUUAGCCUUGCUCCCUCCCCUUUAAUUACCCUUGCUCCCUCCGCUCCAAUAACUAUCCUUGCCCCCUGCACUCCAUUAAUUACCUCUGUCCCUCUGCUCCAUUAAUUACUACCUGCCCUACCCACUCCAUUAACUACCCCGCUCCUUUGACUUUCCCUGCUGCCUUCUCCCCUUUAACUACCCUUGCUCCCUCCGCUCCAUUAACUACCUCUGCCCCUCCAUUAAUUACCUCUGCACCCUCAGUUCCAUUAAUUACCUCUUCUGCUUCAUUAACUACCCCUGCCACCUCCUCUAAAUUUCUUUACCACUGCUCUCUACCCUAAUUGCUCUGUUCAUUAUCACUGUCAUUCAGCAUGUGUGAUUUCACUUAAGAAGCCAUUGGAAGAUCUAUUCUGACCAUCAUUGAAUAUCAACCACGGGAAAGCUAAAUAAGAUAUCUACUACCCUUCUAUUACCAUCCUGGAAAGGUUGUGUCAGUCAGACUAACAAUCAUAUUACUGUCUUAGCUUUGAACUCUCUAUUAACCAUCCUUUCGAUAACACAAUGACCAGAACUGGACACACGGUCGAAGUAAUGUCUUUCUGGGUUUUCUGUUAAUUUGUAACAUGCGUCUUCACAUAUUUAUCAUCUGAUAUAACCUGAUGUCCGCAUGAUAUUCUAUAAUUUAAACAUCUUGUCACCCAACUCCACUGAGUCCAUAUCCAACACCCUGUGAUCAGCUUACCAUAAGGGGAUCACUAACAUGUUGAGUUUUUGACAAUUUAAACUUUAAAGUGCUCUGUUAUGGCUGGCAUGACUUGGUGUGACUUUAAUGAUCAUUCAAUGCAAUCUAUACAUGAACAGUCAUUCUGGACCUUUAUGCCACUGGGACAGUGAUACAGGCGGCAUCUAAUAUUUUAUUAGCACUGAAAAAGCAAUUACUGGCAGGAUUUUAUUGUUGUAUUCACUCUCUGUGCCACUCUUUAUCAUCCAUCCAUCCACCCCUCCAUUCAUUCAUUCAUUCACCCAUCCACCCACACAUCAUUCCAUUCUUCCAUUUACCCAUUCAUCAACCCACCUAUCAAUCCUUCCACCCCCUGCUCAUUCACCGACCCAUUAUUCCAUUCAUCCAUUCACCUACCUAUUCAUUAAUUCAUCCAUCCAUCCUUCAAUUCAUCCAUUCUUCUGUCCAUCCAUCCAUCCAUCCAUCCACCCAUCCAUUAAUUCAUUCAACAACCCACCUGUUCAUCAAUCCACUUAUCUAUCCUUCAAUCCAACCAUCCUUCCGUUCAUCCACCCACUCAUUCAUCCAUUCACCAUCUAUCCACCCACCUUUCAAUUCAUCAGUUCAUCCAUUCAUCCACCAUCUACCCAUCCAUCCACCCACUCGCACAUCUAUCCAUCAGUUAAUCCACUCAUCCAUCCAUCCUUCUGUCAAUUCAUCCACUCAUCCAACAACCCAUUUGUUUAUUAAUCCACCCAUAGUUCCUUCAAUCCUUCCGUUCAUCCACCCACCCACCCAUCCUUCAAUCCAUCCAUCCUUCUGUCAAUUCAUCCACCCAUCCAACAACCCCUUUGUUUAUUAAUUCACCCAUCGAUCAUUCAAUCCUUCCGUUCACCCACCCACCCGUCAAUCCAUUAGUUAAUUGAUCCACCAUCUAUCCACUCAUCCACCGACCCACCCAUCAGUUCAGCCACACAUCCAUCCUUCUACCCGUCCAUCCAUUUGUCAAUUUAUCCACCCAUUCAACAACCCACCUAUUCAUCAAUCCACCCAUCCAUCCUUCCAGCAUCCACCAUCUAUCCAUCCAUCUACCAUCUGUCAGUUCAUUCAUCCACCCACCUGUCCAUCUAUCAAUUCAUCCACUCACCCAUCCACCCUUCUACCCGUCCAUCCAUCCAUCAAUUCAUCCACGAAUUCAACAACCCACCUAUUCAUCAAUCCACCCAUCCAUCCUUCAAUCCAUCCUUCUAUCUACCCAUUCAUCUGCUCACCUAUCCAUCCAUCCACCAUCUAUCCGCUCAUCCAUCCAUCAUCUAUCCAUCCAUCUGCCCAUCCAUCCAUCCGCCCAUCCAUCAAUUCAUCCACUCAUCCAUUCGGCCUGCGUACCCUCAACCUGCGUCCUGUGGAUGUGCAUUGGUUUUAUAUAUAUAUAUAUGUGUGUGAGUGCUGAUAUUGUCUGUAACCUGCGGUAAGGUACGGUAAAGGGAUGCUCCUUAUUUAUUUGGCUGUCUGUCUGAGCCCCGUAGCAUGCAUCCCACAGGACAUUAGAAUAAGGAAAGCUUGUUACUGGACGUCGAAAUCUGCCCUCAUUAUAAACACUCUGCAGCUACCGUCUGGCACACACAUGUAACAUAAUCCGUCUGGCACACACAUGUAACAUAACCCGACUCUGCCUAACUGAAAACACAGAACCCUUUCCUUUACAGAGUGACAAUGAACAGUAUUAACCCAGUGGAUACUGUAAAGGUGAAGGAUUUCCCUGGCACUUACCCCUUUAAAGGGUCCGAUUUAGGACUCUGAAUGGAGCUCCAAGUUCUGCAAACCUUAUUAGAUCUGUAAGGGUUAAACGCCUUAAUCUGUUUGUUCUAAUUAAAUGACCUAACAUAUUUGAGGCUUGUUUGAACGAAACACUGGAACAAUUAAGGAGAAAUUCACUCAACUUGGCACCAUGUUUUCAUUCCACCUUAAAAUGUUUAACCCUUUAACCAUUGUCUUCAUUAACCUGAAGUUUCUAGAUAAUUUGUUAUGGACUGUGCUUGCGUGAAGACGUGGUGGUCAGACAGACUCAGCUAAUUUACAUCCCACGCAAACGUGACAUGCGCGUCUGAAGAAUGAUAAACACUACCAAGGUUAUUUACUAAAGAGAGAAUUCCAAUAUAAGGCCAGAGUAGACAAACUGAAAUAGAUUACGGACAAUUUUUUCAGUUGGACUAUUUUGGUCUGAAAUUUGAAAUUCACUUUGAAUUCUGACCUUAGUGAGUGUGUCCCUGUUAGUGCAUCGAGAAUUGACAGGAAGUCAAAGUGGGUUUUCAGUGCUAGCUGUAUUUUAAUUUCAGUAAAAAUCACGUUGAAAUUUGCAGUGUGCCGUCCCCGGCCACCAUGUUUCACUCACUUUUAGCUGAGCAGCAUCGGAUGGUAUAUACACGGCCUGAACGGAGUGUACACCCCUGUAUCAGGGAUGUCGUGGCUUCAUAUCUUUAUUAUAAUGUAAAAAUUAACAUAAAUGUAAAAAGUUAUAAUUAAGAAAACAAGAGAAGCAAAAAUUGUGAUUAAAACAUAAACGUUAGUAAAACUUGGUUGGUUCCAGUUUAGCAUUUAAAAGAUUAUGUGAUUUGUCUUAGCCAAAACCUUAAAACGGAGAGUUCUGAUGGAAAGGGGAGCACGCUGAGUGUACAGACAGAAGAUGUGACACAACAGAGAAGACUAACUUGUAGCCAAUAUUCAAAAAGAAGGACGCUAUAGAUGAUUAGUAACAAUUGUAUUGUGCCUCCUUAAAAAAUAUUCAAGAAGAUACCAAGUAUCUUAUAAAUAUCUGUCCUUAAUUGUACCUUGGAAAGAACCAAAUACUAAGACUGACAAGUAUAAAACACAGCUAAUCUGACCUGCGCUGAUUCUGAACUGCCCUUUGGAGACCUACCAACUGGUGAAACGUAUGUUGAAGCUCUCUUGACAGUCUUUUCUUUUGAUGUUUUUGAUUUUAUGUAUGCAUAACUUUUUUUUUUAUAACUGUACCUAUGACUUGUGUAAUACUGAUAGUCUAUAUAGAAGGACUGGGUUUAGCACAGUUAAGACUAGCUCUGUUAUAUCGGACAAUCAAAUGUGUUAUAAAUAUGAAAUUUAAAAGAAAAGAGAUCAUCACAUGAAAUAAUUUUUUUUUUUAAGUUUUCCUCAAUGGUGUACAUUUUAGAAAAGUAGUGUCCCCGGUGCUGGUGAGAGGUAGUGUCCCCGGGCGCAGGUGAGAGGUUGUGUACCCGGGCACUGGUCAGAGGUAGUGUCUCUGGCUGCUGGUGAGAGGUAGUGUCCCAGGACGCUGGUUGGAGGUAGUGUCCCAGGACGCUGGUUGGAGGUAGUGUCCCAGGAUGCUAGUUGGAGAUAGUGUCUCGGGGUGCUGGUUGGUGGUAGCAUGUCUGGUUGCUGGUCGGUGGUAGUGUCUCUGGGUGCUUGUUGGAGAUAGUGUCUCUGGGUGCUGGUUGGUGGUGGUGUCUCCAGUGCUGGUCGGAGAUAGUGUCCCCGGGUGCUGGUCAGAGGUAUUGGCACAGGUGAGAGGUAGUGUCUCUGGGUGCUGGUGAGAGGAAGUGUCUCUGGGUACUGGUUGAAGGUAGUAUCUCUGGGCGCUGGUGAGAGGUAAUGCCCCUGGGCGCAGGUGAGAGGUAGUAUCUCUGGGUGCUUGUGGGGGGGUGAGGGGGGUUGUCCCUGGCUGCUGGUUGGAGAUAGUGUCUCUGGGUGCUGGUCAGAGGUAGUGUCUCUGGGUGCUGGUCAGAGGUGGUGUCUCUGGGUGCUGGUGAGAGGUGGUGUCUCUGGGUGCUGGUGAGAGGUGGUGUCUCUGGGUGCUGGUGAGAGGUAGUGUCUCUGGGUGCUGGUGAGAGGUGGUGUCUCUGGGUGCUGGUGAGAGGUGGUGUCUCUGGGUGCUGGUUAGAGGUGGUGUCUCUGGGUGCUGGUGAGAGGUAGUGUCCCCAGGCGCAGGUGAGAUGUAGUGUCUCUGGGUGCUGAUGAGAGGUAGUGUCUCUGGGUGCUGGUUGGUGAUAGUGUCUCUAGGUGCUUUCUGGAGGUAGUGUGCCUGGGCGCAGGUGAGAGGUAGUAUCUCUGGGUGAUGGUUGGAGGUAAUGUCCCCGGGCGCAGGUAAGAGUUAAUGUCUCUGGAUGCUGGUAAGAGGUAGUGUCUCUGGAUGCAGGUGAGAGUUAGUGUGCCUGGGCGCAGGUGAGAGGUGGUGUCUCUGGGUGGUGGUGAGAGGUAGUGUCCCCAGGCGCAAGUGAGAGGUAGUAUCUCUGGGUGCUGGCUGGAGGUAAUGUCCCCGGGCGCAGGUAAGAGGUAGUGUCUCUGGGUGCUGGUGAGAGGUAGUGUCUCUGGAUGCUGGUGAUAAGUAGUGUCCCCAGGCGCUGGUCAGAGAUAGUAUCCCCGGGUGCUGGUCAGAGAUGGUGUCCCUGGGUGCUGGUCAGAGAUAGUGAGAGGUGGUGUCUCUGGAUGCUGGUGAGAGGUGGUGUCUCUGGGUGCUGGUGAGAGGUAGUGUCCCCAGGCGCAGGUGAGAGGUAGUAUCUCUGGGUUCUGGUUGGAGGUAAUGUCCCUGGGCGCAGGUAAGAGGUAGUGUCUCUGUAUGCUGGUGAUAGGUAGUGUCCCCAGGCGCUGGUCAGAGAUAGUAUCCCGGGGUGCUGGUCAGAGAUGGUGUCCCAGGAUGCUGGUCAGAGAUGGUGUCCCUGAGUGCUGGUCAGAGAUGGUGUCCCUGGAUGCUGGUCAGAGAUGGUGUUCCUGGGUGCUGGUCAGAGAUAGUAUCCCCGGGUGCUACUCAGAGAUGGUGUCCCUGGGUGCUGGUCAGAGAUAGUGUCCCUGGGUGCUGGUCGGAGAUGGUGUCCUGUGUGCUGGUCAGAGAUAGUGUCCCUGGGUACUGGUCAGAGAUAGUAUCCCCGGGUGCUACUCAGAAAUAGUGUCCCUGGGUGCUGGUCAGAGAUAGUAUCCCUGGGUGCUACUCAGAGAUUGUGUUCCUGGGUGCUGGUCAGAGAUGGUGUCCCUGGGUGCUGGUCAGAGAUGGUGUCCUGUGUGCUGGUCAGAGAUAGUGUCCCUGGGUGCUGGUCAGAGAUGGUAUCCCCAGAUGCUACUCAGAGAUGGUGUCCCUGGGUGCUGGUCAGAGAUGGUGUCCCUGGGUGCUGGUCAGAGAUAGUAUCCCCAGGUGCUGGUCAGAGAUGGUGUCCCUGGGUGCUGGUCAGAGAUAGUAUCCCCGGGUGCUACUCAGAGAUGGUGUCCCUGGGUGCUGGUCACAGAUAGUGUCCCUGGGUGCUGGUCAGAGAUGGUGUCCAUGGGAACUUUGUUGUCCUCCUUCUGGUACUUGGGUAAUAUGGAAUCUCGGCAGUGAAGGGACUGCUCUCUCAGCUGACACUCUCACUCUAUCACCGGCCGUCCAUGGUGAGUUAAACAAUAAAACGUAUGAUCACUCGCGAUGGAUGGACACUGACUGGCAAAGAAUUUUUCAUUAAUGUACAAUUAUUAUAUUAAAAAUGCUCUGCAAUUUCCAAUCUGGGUUUAAGGAUCUAUUUCAACUUUUGGGAACUGAUUUUACCAUGAGGUUUACUCUUUAAACUAUAAGUUUGUAGGAAGAUGACAAUAGAAGUUAUGCACUUGUUACGCCGAUUCCUGCGCCAGUUCUGAAGCAUAUAAUAUACUGUACCAAAGCCUUUCAUCCUUCCAAGAUCAAUCACAUGAGCAGCAUUGAGUUGAGUAAGUGGAAUAUAACGAAGCGCAUGGAAACUGUGAAAGCUGAAUGCAUCCGUCCGGAUUACGUUCUCUGGUAUUCUAUUAUUCCAUCGCAAGUUCUAAUGAUUAAUGGCCUGACAGGUCGACUUUAUUUAAAUGCCUGUCUGAGACUGUUAAAGCCCCAGCAAGCCAACAAAGAUGGCGGCAGGCGUGGCUCUUUCCUGUUUUUACUCUCAUUUAAUUUUUUCCAAAAGGCAUUUCUUAGAUGAGGCCUAACUUACAAGAUACAAAGGCCAUAUUUAUCCACAAUGUCCGUACUGAUUUUCCUGUUAAUGCAAUUAAAACAUUUGCAUUAAGAAUGUCACAAUGUGAGGUUGUGCUAACACUAUUUCAAAGUUUACAGAGUUCAGGAUUAUUAAGCAUGUUCCGAAAACACCCUAAGAAAUAGCUACACAUUCUGCAUUUACUGGAAAAAUCUGAGCGUAACUCCAAAAAGCUUCAAAUUUGAUUUUCUAAGCCUGGAUUCUGCAAAAUGUAUGAAAUGAUACGGCAAAAUGAAAUGUGUGAUGAAUACCAAGAUAGCAGGAUAGUGACAGCUAUAAGUACAUUUGGUUUAUUACAUAUUUUCUCUCCUUCCUUUAUUGCAGAGGACAAUCGCCAACCAAAUACCAAAUACAUCAUUCCAUUUAAUGCAUCACGCGUACGGGAGAUUGUGCAGAACCCAAUCCUGCUCCACCAGGCAGAGCUCCGUAUGUUCAGAAAAAAGACUGAUCAAAUAAACGAAACUGUGGAAACUCGAGUGGAACUCUAUAAGGUGAGUUGGUGGAUGCAGUGGGAUUAUUCUUAGUUUGCAUACAGGUUAAUGUGCCAUAUUCGGGAAUAGUAAUGAGUGCGAGGCAUAGUUUAGCGUUCAAUGUGAGCUUUUAAACUCAUCCAAGUAGACAGACUGAAAAUGUAAGAUACAUUCUCAAUUAAUUAUAUAGCGCAAACAUAUUCCUCAGUGCUGUACAAUAGGUAAACAAAACAAACAGUUAAUUCUAAAAACAUUUUAGGAAAACAUGACUGACAUACUGGAACAGUAGGUGCAGAGGGCCCUGCCCACGGGAGCUUACAAUCUAAGAUAGAAAGUGUCUAGUGAUCACAGGCUCACCCAAGUAGUAAACAUCUUUUACUUAAGGCACAUUUGCCAACAACAUCGUACGAGUCUUAUGUGGUGCACAGGUCAGUAGAGAAUGAGAUGGGAAGAUUUUUUUUAUCCAAUAGUAGCAGUUAUGUAUAAUGCUCAUUUUUUGUAAAAGGGUUUCAUACUUCAUUUUUGAUAUUUUAAUAAUUAAAACUACACUCUGAAAAUCACAACAACCUUCAAUAAAGGCACAAACAGGGCAAAUUAGUCUAGAGACCUCUGGGACAGAUAAGUUGUAUCCGGGUGUUAUUUUGGCCUAUUUUUCCCUCAAACGUCCAUGGGUUGGACUCAAAACUAGAGAGCCCAGUUAAAUCAAAUGGAAAAACAAACAAUGAAGAGGUAGCGCAGCACCAUCACUAUUCAUUUUUUGCAAAAACCCUCCUGAAGUGUUAAGUCCUGAUACCAGACGGUUAGUGGGUAGAGAACACACUCACCUCAUACUUUGCCUCCUUGUGUCACCAUUGUCCUGUCUUCAGCUCUUGGCAGAUGAGGCAUCUAAAGGACACAUUAUGUUAUCUUGCACAUGGCAUCACUUUAUUUUCUUUCAUUCAAAAUUACAAAAAAGGAAGCUAAGUAAGACUGCAGGAUCCUUUAUAGAUCUUCUACAACACCGUCUCUGUCAUUCAUCACGAGGAAACUGAUCAAUGAUCCUGAGAAAAAUGGUUACCCUACUUGGUCUUAAGAUAUUUCUUGAUUGUCCUGGAAUUUCAUUGCAAUUCAAAACAAUAAAUAAAAUUGUUCAUAAAGAUUCUAUCAUUAAAAUCUGCUAUCUAUACCCCUUAGUUCUAUGUAUACCAUUCCAGUCUGACCCUUACCAUUGUAGUGCUAUCUAUACCUUCCCAGUUCUAUGUAUACCAUUCCAGUCUUAUCCGUACUAUUGUAGUGAUAUAUAUACCCUCCCAGUUCUAUGUAUACCAUUUCCAUUUUACUUGUACCACUGUAGUGCUAUGUAUACCCACCCAGUUUCACCUAUAGCCUUUAUUUAAUGUUAAUUUAUUCUUAGAUUGGGCAUUUUGUAGUUUCAUUGAUUCUUGUGACGGCUAUUCAAAAGAUCCAUUUCUUCCUCCGGCAGGUUCUACAGCAGAGAAACAAGUCCUCUCGGUACUUGGACAGUAAGUUUGUGUGGCCUGGAAAACUCUCAGAGUGGCUCUCAUUUGAUGUGACAGAAACUGUGAAGGAAUGGAUAAACGAUAAAGGUAAGCUCCAGCAAUGCAGUCUGGUGCUCUGUGUAUCUGGGUUGAUAGCAUGCCAGUGCUGACAGUUCACCUCUAGAGUUAUUUCUAUAACUCUGGAACUGUCCAGACCUGACAAUUAUUCCUGGAGACAUGCUCGAGCCGGAAUCUCCCAGAGAUAACGUCAUUAAAUGGAUUUGGAAUGGUGAGCUACUUGGACAGUGAGUUGGUGGAGUACUGAUUAAUAACGCGGUAUGGGCUUGGAGUAGGGUCUGGUGAGGCUGUUGGGUGGAGUCUGAAUGGAAAAUAUAGAUUCUGUACAUACAAUGGCUAAAAGAUAGGCAGGGUGGAAUUGGGCCAAGAUGUGGAAAUGUAAAGAUUGUUGAACGCACAGAGUAUGGAUCAGAUGGGAAGGAAUCAGAGAGUCAGAUAGAUCUUCAAAUUGGUUGGCUGUGGCAUGGAUGGAGUAGGGGAGGGCUCAGUGUGGAGUGAAUGGGGUUUGGUUGGUAAAUGUGGAAUCUGGAUAUACAGUGACUGUGGAAUGGAUGGAGUGUGAGUUCGGGAGGGCUCAGCGUGCAGUGAAUGGGGUUUGGUUGGUAAAUGUGGAAUCUGGAUAUACAGUGACUGUGGAAUGGAUGGAGUGUGAGUUCGGGAGGGCUCAGCGUGCAGUGAAUGGGGUUUGGUUGGUAAAUGUGGAAUCUGGAUAUACAGUGACUGUGGAAUGGAUGGAGUGUGAGUUCGGGAGGGCUCAGCGUGCAGUGAAUGGGGUUUGGUUGGUAAAUGUGGAAUCUGGAUAUACAGUGACUGUGGAAUGGAUGGAGUGUGAGUUCGGGAGGGCUCAGCGUGCAGUGAAUGGGGUUUGGUUGGUAAAUGUGGAAUCUGGAUAUACAGUGACUGUGGAAUGGAUGGAGUGUGAGUUCGGGAGGGCUCAGCGUGCAGUGAAUGGGGUUUGAUGGGUAAAUGUGGAAUCUGGAUAUACAGUGACUGUGGAAUGGAUGGAGAGCACAGGUUACUUUUUCUUGAAUAAAAAAAUCUGAAUUAACCUGGCAUUGUCAUAAUGACUUUUUUCCUUCCGGUUUCCGCAGAGGAGUACGAACACUUCAGAUUACGUGUGGCUUGUCCAUGUGAGGAAAAUGUCAACAAUAUAAUACCCGACAUUGACGGUGGGUGUUGUAUGUUGAUACCAUAUUACUCUACAGGCGGUCGAAGAAACCCGAUUCUAUGUAUCUAUAAAUAAAACACUUCUGGCAAUUUGGAGGAUUUGAUUUAGUAAAAUGACUAUAAUGGAGCCCCGAAUUAGGCUAUUUCACUAUGUCCACUCUUAAUGCAACAUUUUAAAGCAUAGGCUAGGUAACGUUUUAACCAUAGCAUAUAUCAGGAAAGUACCUUUUAUGCCAAAUCCUUUGAUUACAUAGUUCAUCCUUCUUCAAAGCGGAUAGAGAAUGCUGACAAAACCAUUUUCUUAUGAUCUUCUCAAAUACUCUAGUGUUAAAGGAACAGUCCAGCAAUAUCAACAAGUGUUGUAGUGUAUUUAGAUUGGAAAGAGGUAAGAGGCUAUUUACCUGUAAUCCACCAUCCCCCGGAGAACAUCAUCAGUGAUGACAUCAUCAGUGAUUAUAUCGCGGCCAAUCCAGUGCUUCAUUGCUGCAUGCGCGAGAGCACAGUAUUGAGGUCUGUGGAGGAACCCACAAGAAAGCAGGCUCCUCCAUAGAUAAAGCCAAUUCCCUGCAACUGUCACUGGUGACGGCUGGGGGAUUGACACUUCUAGGCGGCUGUAAUUCCGCCCCAGAGGCUAGAAGUGUUAGGAAAAUAUAAUUAGAGACAAAGUAGUCUCUACUUUUCUUGACUGAGUUGGAAUUUCAGUAAGAUUCAAUGCCGCUUUAAAUGUACUUUUCUUUAAAAAAAUCUUUCUCACUAGUUUUAAAACUAGAAACAGAAACCUCAUUUGCAAUGUGUGCCCUGACUGUGCCAGGACUGAACUGGAUUAUGACUGACAGUAACAGAGAAUGGCAGAAAUUAAGGCUUUGUACCAGAGGCACCAGGAAUGUUUGAUACAAUUGCUAGAAUUAAACAUUAUUUUGUAGCUAAACUUCUGCUCCCCUUUAUGGGACCUUUCUCCCCAUCCCAGGAUUUAUCGACCAGCGUGGAGAUAUGAAAGACCUAAUGAUGGGGUCAUCAUACUUUCCUUAUCUACUCAUUACAUACAUCCCUGCAGAACGAAUGGAGACUGGGCACAGCUCAAGGAGGAAGAGGGCAUUGGAUGAAGAAUACUGUCGCUCGUGAGUCUUAUAUGUAGAAAUAAACUCACGGAGAUAUUAACUCAUACAGCUAUAUAAAAAGCCAACAAUUUCCGAGUUUUUCAAGAAGGAACAUAGCUGGUGGUGAAUAAUAUAUGGGUAUACCUGGUAUGAGUGUUAGGUUGGUAUUCCUGGCAGGGCGAGUAGGGGUGAUAGAGGUAAUAAAGCCAGUAGGGGUGGUAGAAGUGAUAAGGUCAGUAGGGGUGGUAGAGGUGGGGUGAUAGGGCUGCUGGGGUAUGGGCUCGGUAUGGGGGUAUGGGCCGUAAGGCUGAUGGGGCUGGUAUGGGUAAUGGGCCAGUAUGGAUGAUAGUCCAGGAAUGGGUGUUGAUAUUCUUGGUUGGGUUGUGGGACUGUUAAGGUUGGUGGGGCUGGUGGGUUGGCAACCUAGUGAUGACUUCAACAUUUGUUUGUUGCAGAAAUACUGGUUCAAACUGCUGUGUAAAACCUCUGUUCAUCAACUUCCGUAAGGACCUGGGCUGGAAAUGGAUUCAUGAACCUAAAGGAUACAAUGCCAACUAUUGUCUAGGAAACUGCCCUUUUAUCUGGGGCAUGGACACGCAAUACAGCAAGGUGGGAGACUGUGCAUUAUCGAGGCCAUGACCCCUCUAUAGGGGUUAACAUGAUUGACCAUAACGUAAGAUAAUGAGCUUUGGGAAGAUGAUAAUGCACCAACCAACUCCGAGCACCAUUACGGUUCUGGUGCCAGGAGUGCGCUACUGUCAUCCAGGGAUAAUCUGCAAAAAGGUUUGACAGGUGCCUGUGCCCACUUACUCUGGGCAAUGGCCAUACCCAAUAUAGCAGGCUUGAUUAGUGUGUUCCUUAAGUAUAUAAGGAAGCUAUGGGACACAGAGUUUGUCCCUCCCACUGCAGGGUGACACAGACAGAAGGGAGCUAUGGGACACGGAGUCUGUCCCUCCCACUGCAGGGUGACACAGACAGAAAGAGCUAUGGGACACGGAGUCUGUCCCUCCCACUGCAGGAUGACACAGACAGAAGGAGCUAUGGGACACGGAGUCUGUCCCUCCCACUGCAGGGUGACACAGACAGAAGGAGCUAUGGGACACGGAGUCUAUUCCUCCCACUGCAGGGUGACACAGACAGAAGGAGCUAUGGGACACACAGUCUGUCCCUCCCACUGCAGGGUGACACAGACAGGGUGUAGUUGUGUACUUUUGUGUUAGUAUUUGUGGUGUACUGAUGCAGGUGUGUGUGUAUCUCUUGCAGGUACUCUCCCUCUAUAACCAAAACAAUCCCGAAGCCUCUAUAUCUCCAUGCUGUGUUCCCGAUGUGCUGGAUCCUCUCCCCAUUAUAUAUUACUAUGGCCGUCAAGCCAGGGUUGAGAAACUGUCAAACAUGGUGGUAAAGUCCUGUCAAUGCAGCUGA